CCACCACCCCCCAUAACAUUACAAAAACACACAGCGCAAAUUUUCCUUCUUUUCUAUGUUUGCUGUUCUUGGUCUCCGCAGUUUCACUGGGGUUUUUCCUUUAUCUCCGUUGUCGUUCUGCUUCUUCCUUCGCGGCGGCGAGCUCCCCCCUUCGUUUCCUCCUUCCUUCCUUCCUUCUUCUUCCUUGCCCCCCUCGUUCCGAACCCUGUGAAGCUGAAACGUAUCGUUCGUUUUUUCCUCGGGCGGGGUGACGUCUCGGAGGAGUGUUUUGGUGGAGAGAACGGACUCGUUCCCAUUUUUACCAAACCCCAUGGCUUGAAUCCGAAGUAGUGCGAAUUUGGUGAGGACUUUCUUGGGUCGCAGCGGGAGGGUGAGAAAGAUAAAAGAAAGGAGAAGAUUCGCGGCGAAUCCCACCUGCGCGACACUGUGCAUUGCGCGAACCUCGUCCCUCCGUACGUGCGGAGUGUGGAUUCCCGUUUCCGGUUGGGUGGAGGAAGGGGAGGAAUCGAUUCUCUGCGCCUUGCUCUUGAAGACGUUGAGGCCGUGCUUUAAGGCGAGGAAGCACUCGGAAGCUUCUCUCUCUCUCACUGGUUCUUGGUGCUCUUUUUUGGCUAUUAAAGAAACUGGAGUCUCAGAAGCGUUUCUGAGGUGUCGACAGUUGCUCGGUCCACUCUCGGCCUGUUCAAGAACGUAAAAGUUUGGUCUUUCGGAGCUCUUCGGGCUAUUAUGUUGGUUUGAACUCUUUCUGAAGUCCGUCGUUUCACAUGUUUUUGUAUUUUUCGGAAAGCUCCAUUGUAUUCUGGUGUGGAUGGUGCCUGUUGCUUUCGUUUCUUUCUCGGAGGAUGGGCAAUGAAAGUCUCGUGUUCAUGGGUCUGCGAAACUGAAGCAUGGAACGCGCUUUAGCACUUUGUCCUUUUUUGCCAGUUUCAGACACAAAUGAGCAAGUGUUGAGCAAGCAAAGACGGUUGUUGGUCUAAAGUUUUUGUUUUUUUCUUUUUUACCCGUCUGCAAAAAUGGCUUUGAAUUGUGUGGUUCCUCUGGAAAGCAGAAGAGCCGUGAGCUUGUUGUUGCUUCUGAUGCUUUGCUUACAGAGUUCAACUGUGGAGUGCCAAAACAGGACGUUCAGGCACUUAUCGACUGAGCCUCCAUCUUCAUCUAAAGCACCUGAGUUCAAGACUGGGUUUAGGAGAGUAAUCCUCAGUGUCGUGUUGGGAGUGUUGACUGGAUUAAUCUCAGCCCUUCUCGUGGCUUGCCUGGUUAAAUCCUUUAUUCUGUACAUCCACAGAACCCCAAUCCUCAAAGGGCCGGUUGUGUUUUCCCCAAAAGUCUCACCCAAAACCCUCCAGACGGCCCUCGAGAACGAAAGCCAGUUGCUCGGAUCUAGUCCGAAUGGGCAGUAUCAUAGGACCGCCCUCGAUAAUGGGCUUGUAAUCGCGGUCAAGCGGCUUGAGCAGGUUGAGGGCGAUUCGCCGGGGAUGCAAAGCAAAUUGGCCAAGAGACGGAUCCAGAAGGAGCUGGAAGUCCUAGCGGGGUUGAGGCACGUGAAUUUGAUGAGCUUGAGGGCUUACGUUUGCGAGCCAAAUGGUUUGUCGCUCAUUUAUGAUUAUGUGCCGAAAGGAAGCCUCAAGGACCUGAUGAAGAGGGUUCGGGAGGAUCAGCUGCAGCUCAAGUGGGAAGCUAGGCUCGGGAUUGCUGUUGGGGUGAUUAAAGCGCUUCAGUAUCUUCACUCUGCGUGCAGCCCUCAGGUCCUGCACUGCGACCUGAAGCCUGCGAAUGUGUUGUUGGAUGCCGAGUUUAGUCCGAGGCUGGCGGACUGUGGAUUGGCGAGGCUCGUGCCGAGUUUGCAUCGGACGUCCGAAUAUAGCGCUCCGGAGUGCUUGCGGGAUUCCAGGUACACAGACAAGAGCGACAUUUUCAGCUUCGGCAUGAUACUGGGGGUUCUCUUGACAGGUAGAGACCCCACGGACCCAUUCUUCAGUGAAGCGGCCAGCCGAGGAAGCCUGGGGCGCUGGCUCCGCCAGUUGCAACAGGCUGGGGAGGCGAGAGAAGCUCUGGAUAAGAGCCUUCUCGGGGAAGAAGCGGAGGAGGAUGAUAUGCUGAUGGCGGUUAGGAUUGCUGUCAUUUGCCUCUCCGACUUCCCUGCCGAUAGGCCUUCUAGCGACGAGCUCGUCCCAAUGCUGACCCAACUGCACAGCUUUUGACUUCGAAAAAAAAGAAAAUUAAUGGAAAAUGUAAGUAUCAGAUUUUUGGUUUCCUUGGAGCUUGACAAAAUUGAAAGACAUGAAAAAUCUGCUUGCCCUUUGGAUAAAUGGCUUGAGGUUCAUGUUGAGUUAUACUCUUAAUUAACUAAAACAGAGCUGAUGAUAUUUUUGUUCUAUCCUUAUGGGAUGUGUUCUUUUUCUGGUAUUUUGGUUUAGUAGUUCACUGUAUGUGAUGUUCUGAUCGUUGUCUGUGCUACUGGUGGUCAACUCUUGUUACUUCUCCGGGCUUCUCUAAUUCUUUAAUUGAGAUUUCAACGAAAUGUCUAUAUAUAAUUUUUCCAUAUUUUGGCAUUCUACGUCAACUUUGUCAUAUAGCUUUGGUUAGUAUCCUAUCUUACCCACUUCUGUACCUGUGCCUUUAGAAGAAACAGCAUGUGGAAAAUGAGAUUACAGGUGCUGUGAUUUUGACUGGACUGAUGUCAGCAGGCAUUGACUUUUUGACAUUUUUUGUGAACCAAUCUGGCACUUAAGUCUCGGUUUUGUUGUUUAUUGAUGGGGCUUCUCCUUGUCUCUGGGUUCAUAACUUCAGACCCAUUUGCUCAGGGGUCAAAGCUUUAGCCCAACAGAAAGAGAAAUAUCUGCAUGGAACCUGCAAAUUGAUCCCUGUGAACGAGUUUCUCAGACCCUAAUGGCAAAGUAUAUUGUUCAUUUCGGGGUCGUCUCACGAGUUAUAAGAGCGUUUCGGCUUUCAUCGCUGUCGAUGCUGUCGAUGUACUGGUCAUGUGGCCGUGAAAGGUAAUCCAUCACGAAGGAGGGAUGUAACGAGCUUUUUUCUCAAAUGUACCCAGCAGUGGACAUCAUCCUAAUUCCUGGAAGCGUGAGACGUGCUUUCUGGGAGAUGCCCAAUUAUGCAAGUUUUGCUGGGGUUUUGGGUGUUUGUCCUGGUAGGAAAGUUCAAAAGCAAUUAAUGUGGUAUUUGUCCUUCCUAAAGCGAAGGACAAAAGU
Molecule: messenger RNA, 3206 nt
Organism: Syzygium oleosum
Lineage: Eukaryota; Viridiplantae; Streptophyta; Magnoliopsida; Myrtales; Myrtaceae
Product: inactive leucine-rich repeat receptor-like protein kinase CORYNE
Exons: 2
Coding region: 1014-2201 (395 amino acids)
Biological process (GO): protein phosphorylation
Molecular function (GO): ATP binding; protein kinase activity
Source: RefSeq, a predicted model, not a curated record